GUGACCGAGGCUGCGUCCAAAGUCCCCGAAGCGCAUAAAAUAACUGUGCUGGAGUGAGGAGGGUCAGUGAACUGUGCGCUGUGUGCACAUAGCCGAGGAGAAGAAGUCGGACGGUGGAUUGAGGUUGUGUGUUUGAAGAAGGAGGAGGAGGAGUGUGACUCUGUAAUUACGUGGGUGAAAAAAAAAAGUUGGGUCUGAUUUGCUGGAAUCGCGCAGGAGCGAAGGUGCACCGGUCGAUUUCAUAUCAAGUUUAGUUAAAGCAGGGGUGAGCACCACACGCUCAGCGCGCUCGGAAGCUCCUCACAAAGCUUUUAUGAACGAGAUAUCAUUGCACCGAACCACGCAAAGAGCUCGUGUGGUAAAGGAGGACGCAGCAGCUCCGUUUGCACCGGCUCCACGAGGGCUAACUGUGCCUGCCAGCCUUUGAAAAAAAUCUGCAUAAGAUCUCCUUUUGUCUGCGGAGAGGACAAUCUUUGGAUCGCAAAAAAAUUCACGGAUGUUCUUGGAUAAUCUCUUUCUGAAUUACGCGUCGCCUGGUGCACAUCGGUCCAGGAAUGGCGCGAUAAAGUGAUCAGUGGAAUCAGUCCAAGUACAGUCACUUUGUGUGUAGCCGUCUCGUCAUGUAUUCCCCGAUUUGCCUUACUCAGGAUGAAUUUCAUCCCUUCAUCGAGGCGCUUCUCCCUCAUGUCCGUGCCAUCGCCUACACAUGGUUCAACCUCCAGGCCAGAAAACGCAAGUAUUUCAAGAAGCACGAGAAGCGAAUGUCCAAGGACGAGGAGCGUGCGGUGAAGGACGAGCUUCUGAGCGAGAAGCCUGAAGUUAAGCAGAAAUGGGCGUCCAGGCUGCUGGCCAAGCUGCGUAAGGACAUUCGGCAGGAGUACCGGGAGGACUUUGUCCUCAGCGUGACGGGAAAGAAGCACCCUUGCUGUGUCUUGUCCAACCCAGACCAGAAGGGUAAGAUCCGCCGGAUCGACUGUUUGCGACAAGCCGACAAAGUCUGGCGCCUGGACCUGGUGAUGGUCAUCCUCUUCAAAGGCAUCCCUCUGGAAAGUACAGAUGGCGAGCGCCUCGUCAAGUCUCCGCAUUGCACCAACCCAGCACUUUGUGUCCAGCCACACCACAUAACAGUAUCAGUCAAGGAGCUGGACUUGUUUCUAGCAUACUACGUCCAGGACCAAGACUCACAGCAGUCAGGAAGUCCCAGUAACAAUGAGCAAGGCAAGAACCCUCUUCCAGUCUACUUGGAAGACAGCUUCAUCAAAUCAGGCGUCUUCAGUGUUACGGAGCUGGUGCGAGUGUCCAGAAUGCCCAUCACCCACGGCGCAGUGGUAAACUUCUCCAUGGCCGACUUGCCCAGCCAACCCUACUAUCAAGACCUGAACUCCAGCGUGGGGCUGCACCGCUCCCUGUCCUCCCCUCCUGGCAGCAAAAGGCCCAAAACUGUUAACAUGGAGGAGAACAUGGACACGAGCCCGACAGGACCAGACUUCUACUCGUCACCCAGCUCUCCAGCUAGCAGUCGGGCGAACUGGCACGACAGAGAUGGAGCAGACAUGUCGUCUCCCACCAUGAAGAAGCCAGAGAAGCCGCUGUUCAGCCCCACCUCCCCGCAGGACUCCUCACCCCGACUCAGCACUUUCCCUCAGCCUCAUCACCCAGGCCUCACAGGUGUAGGACACAGUGUUAUAUCGACCAGGAGCCCCCCGCCGCACUCGCCGCUGCAGUUCUCAGCCUCGGCGAUCCUGCCCCCGGCGCCGUCUCCCUACUUCUCGCACCCCACUAUCCGCUACCCGCCCCACCUCAACCCUGCUGAUCCCCUCAAGAGCUACGUGCCAUCAUACGACCCGUCCAGCCCACAGAGCAGCCAGCCUAACAGCAGUGGUCAGGUGGUAGGAAAGGUCCCGAGCCACUUCACCCCAGUCCUGGCUCCCUCGCCACACCACAGCGCUGUGCGACCCGUCUCGCUCUCCAUGCCCGACACCAAGCCCAUCACCACAUCGACAGAAGGUUACUCAGCCCCCGGCACCCCGACAGCUAAUCGUUUUGUAGGCCUGAGCCCUAGAGAUCCGGCCUUCCUCCACCAGCAACAGCUGAGGAAGUGUGACUGGAGCGUGACUCAAAACGGCAGGCAUUAUGGCCCCAGUGCCACUGACGACACUUUGGGGAUUACUUGGCAAAGUCCUGGUACCUGGGCGAGCUUAGUUCCAUUUCAAGUGUCGAACGGGACUCCGAUUCUGCCAGCAAAUGUCCAUCAGAACUACAGCAUAAACAUCAUUGGUGAGCCCCUGGUCCCCGCUGAGACAGGGAACUGAACACAGAGGCCGGACGACCCCACCCCCAAGGUGGAUGGAUGGGUGGGUGGGGAUGUUGGCGGUGCAGAUCUAGCACUACAGGUGUCUGCAGCCAUGGAUGAAACCAGCAAAGCAGCACAAGCUGCACAAUCUUUCCCCCAAUCCCUCCCCCAACUCCUGUCCCCUUCCCUGGCCAUGAAGUGAAGGUGAGGGUCGGUUCAGCGGAAAGAAAAAAGGCAACGCUUCAGGUCUGCUGUCUCCUCGCCCAGCUCACACACCCUCCCCCACCAGUCAGUUGCUGUGUUUGCAGAACUUUUCAAUCCAUUCAAAUACUGUGAUGUAUAGAUGCCUUAAUGUUUUAUUGCAUGACACUCUAGUCUCUUAGCAGCAAUUCCUACUAUUUUUUAAUGUCGGGAAGAUGUAAAAUCUUGAUUUACACACACACGUACACACACAAGUGAAGGGGCCUGUGCAUCGACGGCCUCUGCCUGGUGGACGGCUCCGAGACUCUAAGCUCUGCGACCUCUUGAAAAGAGGCUUUCCCACGUCAAAUGAUUCACUGUGUUACACCAUAGGAACAAAAACUUGUAAAUUCAGUGUUUUCUCUUUCUGUUUGAUUUCAGUUGACUGUGAUACCGCUCUUUGUUCAGAGAAUGUGUUGACUUUGUUUAUUCUUUACUGCUACUUCAAGAGUUAAUGUAAACACUUAUGUAAGAGUUGAGAACUCUUAAUGCGGUUUUCAAAAAACACUAAAUGUCAGGCUUGAGAUUGGACCCAUCGGUAAAUAAUUAGCAACUCCUUUACGAAAGGAUUUAAAAAGACAGAGUAAGAAAAUCUCAGUAGAGGCAAGUGCAAUUGAAUUUUUGAAGGGAAGCUAUCAGUCUGUCGGCCCUAAGACUCUAAAGGAAGGGGAUAACUAUGAAAUGGUUUUAUGGGUAAAAUGUUUAAGAAAAAAAAUUGAAUUUGAUUUCAGUUGCAUAUCCGUAUCCUCAGAUGAGAAAACCAUUAACGCAGUUGGGUGCUGAGCAAAGCCUGUACCUCUUUGGAGCCCUUCUCAUCACUAUGGGGAGUUUGUUUUUAUUUAUUCUGGGGAAAUUCGUAACUGAACACAAGUAAAAAAAAAAAAGAAAAAGAGAUGUAAUUCAUUUACAAGCAUAUGCAUUUGGCCCUCAGCUUCAAAAGCUUAUGUUUACAGGAAAAAAAUACAGAAUGCAAAGUUUUAAUUCAUGGAAAUAUAGAAUUCAUGCAAAUGUACAGUCGGCUUAAAGCUACAGUGGAAGAGGUUGAAAACUGAAUUUAUGAACGCAGGUGGUGGCAAAUCCCUGAAAUCUAGAAUUGUGCAUGGCAUGUUCGCAGCCAUUGCCUCUGCUCUCCAGACACAUCCAUCCAAGGAAAAUCUCCCCAGUACUCUUAAUUUGCACGAUGACAUAUAGUCCACAUUACGUGCCUUGCCUUUGAAUAUAGAGACGUCACUACACUUGUUUUUGCUGCAUUUAUCAUUAUAGAAAAAAAAUUAACAUUUUUAUGAUAAGAAUUGUUUUGUACUCUGAAUGAAAUUGUUGAUUUUUAACUUCAUGUACUACUCUAUCUCACACUUACAUUGCAUAUCAAGGCUGUGUAUAGUUGCCGUUUUAAAGUUUGUAAUCAACCAGCAUUUUUAUUUUUUUUAUUUUCAGUAUUUUGGUGGUUUUUCUAAUAACCUGUCAUCUUUAGUUUUCUUUAUUUUUCAGUGCUCAUUUUGUUCAUCUUCCAGUUGCUAUUGUUGGAGGGUGGAAUUCAGAGUUAUGAAAAUUAUGCAAUACCAAGUUUUGCCUAUGUAGGUAGUGCUUAAUAGAUGCGUCAAUUAUUAGAGGCUAGUUUGGAGAUAGAUAAUAUUGUACUGCAUUUAUUUUGUUGAUAUUGUUGUUUGUCGUCGUUGUUGUUGAUGAUGAUGAUGUUGUUGUUGUUGUGGGUCUUUUCCUUUUUUAUUGACCAAAGUGGGGACUGCUUUCUAUGCAGUGUAUGACAAGGUCUGUUUUCUUUUUAUUUUGGUGUGUAGGCCUACAGUACCGAUAGACGGUGAGACAUGUUCCAGUGUAUUUUGAAUUUGGGAGUUUUAGGGGGAGGGGUGGUAUUUUUUCUAGAAGUGCAUAUAAAAAAAAUGCACCCUUGGUCUUGAUAUGGCUGCAAAGUCACUGAUUGGUCUACUGUGACGCUUACUUUCAACUUUCCACCUGGGGUGCUAGGGUGUGACCUUGAGGAAGCUCAUUUAUUCACAGGAGAGACGGCUUGACUUGAGUGCGACAAUCAUUCUGAGAAAUCAUUUUGCGCAGAAUCCCGUUCUGUCGUGGAUCGCUUAAAGAUGCAGUGUGUAAGAUUUAGUCCAAGCGUGAGAGAGCCCACGGUGGCCGUAAGGUGCCACGUUGUCGUCUAUGACCACAUCAAGUGUGAAAAGAUAGCUAUAUAUUAGGCAUUGCAUUUCUUGUGACAUCACUAAAUUCACGCUGCUACUGUGAAAAUACAAAACUCCCUCUUGAGAGCCAGUGUUUGGUUUGUCUGUUCUAGGCUACUGUAGAAAUGUUGUGCAACAUGGCACACGCACCAGAAACUCGAUCCGUUUUACACUUUGCAGCGAUUAAGGGUAGGGCAAGAUGAUCACAUGAGACGAUACAACACUGCUGUUAACGGCUUCUUUUCUCAUGUGUACAACAAAUUGGGUUGGCAGUAUGGAUCGGCUAAUUAUUAAGGGUGGCCACAGCACCACCGCUCGGCCCCUUUAGCUGGUCUUUCCCAGUGGCCACUCACGGUACUGCAAUGAAAAAUCACCUUGGAGCCCAAAAAGCAUUUUCUCCAUAGACCACAGUGGUAAGAGAGACAUCUGUGAAACUGUUGACAGGAUUUUUUUUUUAUCCAUGAUAUUGUCUUUGUAGAACUUUCCCAGAGCCUCGAUGAUUCUUAUUUUUCUGGUGAUCACACACUAAUGGGCACUCCUAUAUUCCAUUUCUCCUAAUGGAUCCCUUUAAAUCUUACACACUGCAUCCUUAAAGCUGCAACCGAGGGCGGAUGUUGUCGCGUCCUUUUAUAGAAUCCUACGCCGUACAAGUCGAGACAUCAUCAAAUGCAAUUCCCAAGUAGAUGCCUUAAACACGUCAGCGAAGUGGCCUGUGACCUGCGCAACAAUCACACACCGACUAAUGCUAGUGAGGCCUGUCCAAAUCAGCUCCAGACAGACUCAAGCAAGCCUUUAGAAAGUGUUUUCUAAGUAGAAAAUUUGUAUAAAUGUAUAUACGAUAUGCACUUAUGUCGAUCCCUGAGCUACUUCCCCCAGCAGAGAGCCCCAUAGAGGGGCCUGAAGUAGACACUGGGCCACAGAAGCAUGGUGCUUUCUUACUUCAUGUCCAGUGGUGUGAUAGAUGCUUAAAUAGAAUCCCCUAGAAGAAACAAAUAGCACCUAAAUAGCACAUAGGCAAUCUUCUCCCCCCUUACACUGUUUUGACCCUAGUCUCAAACUAAAUCUCUCAGGCGUAUUACAGGGCAUUAUUUAUAUCAAUCAUAAUCUUGCCAUUUCUAAUGUAAGAAAUAAGAGGUUUUGCCCUAGAGGGAGCGGCGCC
Molecule: messenger RNA, 5881 nt
Organism: Monopterus albus (swamp eel)
Lineage: Eukaryota; Metazoa; Chordata; Actinopteri; Synbranchiformes; Synbranchidae
Product: nuclear factor 1 B-type
Exons: 12
Coding region: 621-2312 (563 amino acids)
Biological process (GO): regulation of transcription by RNA polymerase II
Cellular component (GO): nucleus
Molecular function (GO): RNA polymerase II cis-regulatory region sequence-specific DNA binding; DNA-binding transcription factor activity, RNA polymerase II-specific
Source: RefSeq, a predicted model, not a curated record